AAAUCCUGAUUAAACAACUAAUUGGCUUGUCUACUAAAGAAAAAGAAAAGGAAAACAAAGUACAUUUCUCUACCUUAAGGCACAGUCAUAAAUACAGAGGGUUUUCAGAACUACCUCAGAGAAGAUGUUUAAAUCGCUGACAAAAGUCAACAAGGUAAAGCCUAUAGGAGAGAACAAUGAGAAUGAACAAAGUUCUCAUCAGAAUGAACAAGACUUUCAUCCAAGUAAUCAGUCUCAGCAAACCACAGCACAGGAACAAAACAAAGGUGAAGAGAAAUCUCUCAAAACCAACUCGACUCCAGUCAUGUCUGAAGAGCCACACGCCAACAUACAAGACAAACUCUCCAAGAAAAAUUCCUCUGGAGAUCUGACCACAAACCCUGAUCCUCAAACUGCAGCAGAACCAACCGGAACAGUGCCAGAGCAGAAGGAGAUGGACCCCGAGAAAGAAGGUCCAAACAGCCCACAAAACAAAUCGCCUGCAGCUCCUGUUAUAAAUGAGUAUGCUGAUGCCCAGCUACACAACCUGGUGAAAAGAAUGCGUCAAAGAACAGCCCUCUACAAGAAAAAGUUGGUAGAGGGAGAUCUCUCCUCACCCGAAGCCAGCCCACAAACUGCAAAGCCCACGGCUGUACCACCAGUAAAAGAAAGCGAUGAUAAGCCAACAGAAGAACAUUACUACAGGCUGUUGUGUUUCAAAGUCAAGAAGAUGCCUUUAACAGAGUACUUAAAGCGACUUAAACUUCCAAGCAGCAUAGAUUCAUACACAGAUCGACUCUAUCUCCUGUGGCUCUUGAUUGUCAGCCUUGCCUAUAACUGGAACUGCUGGUUUAUACCACUGCGCCUCGUCUUCCCAUAUCAAACCCCAGACAACAUACACUACUGGCUUAUUGUGGACAUCAUAUGUGAUAUCAUCUACCUUUAUGAUAUGCUAUUUAUCCAGCCCAGACUCCAGUUUAUAAGAGGAGGAGACAUAAUAGUGGAUCCAAAUGAGCUAAGGAAAAACUACAGGACUUCUACAAAAUUUCAGUUGGAUGUCGCAUCAAUAAUACCAUUUGAUGUUUGCUACCUCUUCUUCGGGUUUAAUCCAAUAUUUAGAGCAAACAGGAUGUUAAAGUAUACUUCAUUUUUUGAAUUUAAUCAUCACCUGGAGUCUAUAAUGGACAAAGCAUAUAUUUACAGAGUUAUUCGAACAACCGGAUACUUGCUGUUUAUUCUGCACAUUAAUGCCUGUGUUUAUUACUGGGCUUCAAACUAUGAAGGAAUUGGCACUACUAGAUGGGUGUAUGAUGGGGAAGGAAACAAGUAUCUGAGAUGUUAUUAUUGGGCAGUUCGAACUUUAAUUACCAUUGGUGGCCUUCCAGAACCACAAACUUUAUUUGAAAUUGUUUUUCAACUCUUGAAUUUUUUUUCUGGGGUUUUUGUGUUCAGCAGUUUAAUUGGUCAGAUGAGAGAUGUGAUUGGGGCAGCUACAGCCAAUCAGAACUACUUCCGCGCCUGCAUGGAUGAUACCAUUGCCUACAUGAACAAUUACUCCAUUCCUAAACUUGUGCAAAAGCGAGUGCGCACUUGGUAUGAAUAUACAUGGGACUCUCAGCGAAUGUUAGAUGAGUCCGAUUUGCUUAAGACCCUGCCAACUACGGUCCAGUUAGCCCUCGCCAUUGAUGUGAACUUCAGCAUCAUCAGCAAAGUCGACUUGUUCAAGGGUUGUGAUACACAGAUGAUUUAUGACAUGUUGCUAAGAUUGAAAUCCAUUCUCUAUUUGCCUGGUGACUUUGUCUGCAAAAAGGGAGAAAUUGGCAAGGAAAUGUAUAUCAUCAAGCAUGGAGAAGUCCAAGUUCUCGGAGGCCCUGAUGGUACUAAAGUUCUGGUUACUCUGAAAGCUGGGUCAGUGUUUGGAGAAAUCAGCCUUCUAGCAGCAGGAGGAGGAAACCGUCGAACUGCCAAUGUGGUGGCCCAUGGGUUUGCCAAUCUUUUAACUCUAGACAAAAAGACCCUUCAAGAAAUUCUAGUGCAUUAUCCAGAUUCUGAAAGGAUCCUCAUGAAGAAAGCCAGAGUGCUUUUAAAGCAGAAGGCUAAGACUGCAGAAGCAACCCCUCCAAGAAAAGAUCUUGCCUUCCUCUUCCCACCAAAAGAAGAGACACCCAAACUGUUUAAAACUCUCCUAGGAGGCAAAGGAAAAGCGAGUCUUGCAAGACUACUCAAAUUGAAACAAGAACAAGCAGCUCAGAAAAAAGAAAAUUCUGAAGGAGAGGAAGAAGGAAAAGAAAAUGAAGAUAAACAAAAAGAAAACGAAGAUAAAGGAAAAGAAAAUGAAGAUAAACAAAAAGAAAAUGAAGAUAAAGAUAAAGGAAGAGAGCCAGAAGAGAAGCCACUGGACAGACCUGAAUGUACAGCAAGUCCUAUUGCAGUGGAGGAAGAGACCCAGUCAGUUAGGACAGUUUUACCCAGAGGAACUUCCCGUCAAUCACUCAUCAUCAGCAUGGCUCCUUCUGCUGAGGGUGGAGAAGAGGUUCUUACUAUUGAAGUCAAAGAAAAGGCUAAGCAAUAAAUGUUUGAUUAUCUUUAGAUGUGAUAUAGCUAGUUCCCAAAGAGAUUGUACCUAGGAUUGUAACUUAAAUUAAUGAGGGGAAAUGACCUGCUGGGACCCUUGAGAAAUGAAAGGCAAAUCCCUAGCUUAGUUUCUAGGACUUAUCUGAGAGUGUGAUUUCAUGCAGUGGUAAUAAGAAGAUUAUUAAAAGCCAUCCCUAUUC
Macaca mulatta (Rhesus monkey) is the source of this 2753-nucleotide messenger RNA. It is a transcript of the gene CNGB3, whose product is annotated as cyclic nucleotide gated channel subunit beta 3. The record is from RefSeq and is a predicted model, not a curated record. Gene Ontology annotation, biological process: monoatomic cation transmembrane transport. Gene Ontology annotation, cellular component: intracellular cyclic nucleotide activated cation channel complex; photoreceptor outer segment; plasma membrane. NCBI's taxonomy places the organism in Eukaryota, Metazoa, Chordata, Mammalia, Primates, Cercopithecidae. Gene Ontology annotation, molecular function: intracellularly cGMP-activated cation channel activity; protein-containing complex binding; intracellularly cAMP-activated cation channel activity.